Messenger RNA from Daktulosphaira vitifoliae (grape phylloxera), 1189 nucleotides. Its product is annotated as pleckstrin homology domain-containing family G member 1-like. The coding region runs from base 39 to 1058 and encodes 339 amino acids. The transcript is spliced from 8 exons. The record is from RefSeq and is a predicted model, not a curated record. Lineage: Eukaryota; Metazoa; Arthropoda; Insecta; Hemiptera; Phylloxeridae. Gene Ontology annotation, molecular function: guanyl-nucleotide exchange factor activity.
CUUAUGAUAUCGUGUUUAAAGUAUAAAAAUUUGUUUUUAUGAAUAUGAGUGAUUAUAAAAGAGAUCUAGUUAUUAUAGAAUUAUUAGAAACUGAAAGAUCGUAUGUCCGUCAUCUAAGAGAAUUAAUUGAUGAUUAUUUAGCAUAUUGGAAGAAUAGAAAUUUUUUGACUAAGUAUCAAUGUAAUCAGUUAUUUGGUAACAUAUCAGAAAUUUAUGAAUUCUCAAAAUUAUUUUUAAAAGAAUUAGAAUCCUGUGAAAAUAAUGGAACACAAGUAGCUCGAUGCUUCUUAAACAAUCAUGUGAAAUUUAUCAUAUAUUCAACUUACUGUGUUAAUUUCCACAGAUCAGAUUCAUUUUUAUCGGAACUAAUGCGAAAUCAUAACACUUCUACUAUGAUACAACAAAGACAAAAGGAAUUGGGUCAUCGAUUACCACUUGGCGCAUACCUUGUUUUUCCUAUUCAAAGGAUGUUGAGAUAUCACCUUUUAUUAGAAAAAUUAGUAAUGUAUACGGCAAAAAAAUCACCCGAUUAUGUGUUAGUAUGUAGAGCUCAUUAUAAAAUGACUCUUCUAGCCAAAAUUAUCGACGAAACUAGACAUAAAUUUGAAAAAGGAGAUCGUAUUAAAAAGAUGCAACAACUGAUGAAACAAUGGAAGGAAAGAACAAAUGUCGAAAUACCGAACAAUUGUUUCGAACUACACGCUGAAGGCGAUUUGACAGAUGCAGGAACGAAAAAAAAACUUCGUGUGAUUUUAUUAAACAAUGUGUUAUUGAUUGCCAAAGAACAAAAGUGUAGUGUGUUGGAAUACAAAGCUCAUAUUUCGAGUAACAAUAUGAUACUUUUUGAAAAUCUUAAAGAAGAUCCUUUAAGUUUUGGCGUUUUUUCUAAAGAUGAACCUAAGUAUUUUUAUAAGUUAAAAGCAAAUACGAUGAAAGACAAAACAUUUUGGAUUAAAACAAUGAACGAAAUGAAAAUGGACACAACAAAGUUUAAAAAAAUCACAGGACUAGCUGAAUUAAUAGCUGAGCGGUUUUAUUUACCAAAAGAUAUACUUUAAAUUUAUUUAUUUUUUUAAUCUUAACAGAUUUUUAAAUAUUAUUUUGACUUAAUGGUAUGAAUACAACCAUUGAUAAUUAAUCAGACAUUUUAACAAAUUAUAAAUGUUUUGUUUUACCUCUUCAAUAUAAA